Messenger RNA from Pyricularia grisea, 2210 nucleotides. RefSeq lists its product as uncharacterized. The coding region runs from base 386 to 1843 and encodes 485 amino acids. Gene Ontology annotation, molecular function: homocitrate synthase activity. Gene Ontology annotation, cellular component: mitochondrion. Lineage: Eukaryota; Fungi; Ascomycota; Sordariomycetes; Magnaporthales; Pyriculariaceae. The record is from RefSeq and is a predicted model, not a curated record. The transcript has 7 exons.
AAAAAAAAAAAAAAAAAAAUUCCUCGCGAUUGAACUGUGUCGAUUCACACGAGCCGACGCAUGAGCAAAAGAGUCAUAUCCAUAUCCCCACUUCUUUUAGAUCUUGGUCAGUCAUCCUGAGUUUGAGUCUAUAACCUCCUACGCAUCACUCCACAACCAUUUCUCGUGCUUCUGUCAUCUUAUUCCUGCAAUAAUAGCUGGCUCCUUGUAGUCUGUACGAGUUUCAUUAAAGUGCUUAGCAUUUGCGGUCUUGUUGUGUGACCCCUCAAUCGCACGCAAUACUCACAACGAAACCAAAAGAAAAGACGAAAAAGAAACAAGAAGACCCUUUCCUUCAAGCUCACCCCCAUUGAGCUUUACUCAGAACACCCCCAAAACCGCCAAAAUGUGCCCAUCCUGCGAACCUGAGCAAGCCGCUGCCUCCAAUGGCAAUGCCAACGGUAAUGGCGCUUCCAAUGGCAACGGAAACCACGACGGGAUGACUGGUAUUGAGACUCGCCAAGCACAAAACGCACGCUACCAGCAAUCACGGAAUCCCUACCAGCCCGUCGGUGACUUUUUGUCCAAUGUGAACAACUUCAAGAUCAUCGAGAGCACCCUGCGAGAGGGCGAGCAGUUCGCCAAUGCCUUCUUCGACACGGCCAAGAAGAUUGAGAUCGCCAAGGCGCUGGACGACUUUGGCGUCGACUACAUCGAGCUCACCAGCCCUGCUGCAUCGGAGCAGUCCAGGCUUGACUGCGCUGCCAUCUGCAAGCUGGGACUCAAGGCCAAGAUCCUCACCCACAUCAGGUGCCACAUGGACGAUGCGCGCAUCGCCGUCGAGACCGGUGUUGACGGUGUCGACAUUGUCAUCGGCACCUCUUCAUUCCUCAUGGAGCACUCGCAUGGCAAGGACAUGACCUACAUCACCAACACGGCCAUUGAGGUCAUCAACUUUGUCAAGAGCAAGGGCAUCGAGGUCCGAUUCUCGUCUGAAGACUCGUUCCGCAGCAACCUGGUUGACCUGCUGAGCAUCUACUCAACCGUCGACAAGAUCGGUGUCAACCGUGUUGGUAUUGCUGAUACCGUCGGUUGCGCCUCGCCUCGUCAGGUCUACGACCUCGUUAAGACCCUGCGUGGUGUUGUCUCUUGUGACAUUGAGACACACUUCCACAACGACACUGGCUGUGCCAUUUCAAAUGCCUUUUGCGCUUUGGAGGCCGGUGCUACCCACAUUGACACCUGUGUCUUGGGUAUCGGCGAGCGUAACGGAAUCACUCCUCUUGGAGGUCUGAUGGCUCGUAUGAUUGUUGGUUCCAAGGACUACGUUCUGAGCAAGUACAAGCUGCACAAGCUCAAGGACAUUGAGGAGCUAGUUGCCGACGCCGUUCAGGUCAACAUUCCUUUCAACAACUACAUCACUGGUUUCUGUGCUUUCACUCACAAGGCCGGUAUCCACGCCAAGGCUAUCCUCAAGAACCCUUCAACAUAUGAGAUCAUUGACCCGACUCUGUUCGGUAUCACUCGCUAUGUUCACUUCGCCAGCAGAUUGACGGGAUGGAACGCAAUCAAGAGCAGAGCAUCACAGCUCAACAUUGAGAUGACGGAUGAGCAGUGCAAGGAGUGCACUGCCAAGAUCAAGCUGUUGGCUGACAUUAGGCCGAUCGCCAUCGACGACGCCGACUCCAUCAUUCACGCAUUCCACCGCAGCAUCAACUCCGGUCAGCCUAUUCAGUCUCUCGGCAGCCUGCUGCCCAACAUUACGGAUGAGGAGAGGGCCGCCCUGGCAGACGUAGAGCGCCGCGAGUCGAACGAUGGCGAGCAACCGGCAGCCAAGAGGGCCAAGGUCGAGACUGUUGCGUGAGCACAGUGGGAUUUUUGAGAAUUUUACAAGCGUGAGCGAGUCACAGAUAUAGUGUUAACCGAGGAUUUUGGUUGUCAAAGGGAUGAACAGAAAGGCCUUGGGCUUUGACCAAAACUACACUCAAAGCGUGGACCUUUUUUAUUUUUUAUUUUUUAUCUCUUCUUCUAUCUGCAUAUGAAGUCAAAAAAAGAAUGAGAAAAGGAAAAGUAUAGUCAGGAUGGGAUGGUUUACGGAUCUACUUGGGCACUGGAGCUGCUCAAAGAUAGAUUGUGUUUGAUUUUUAUUUGCCUCUGUGGAUAGUUGGGGCCUUUUGCUGGUUUGCUAUAUUUUGCUAUACCAUUCAAUGAAAUUUUCGAUUUGCUCCUGA